UGGUGAUUGGUGAAAAUAAGCCUACACUUCAGGAAUGCAAGAGGAGCAACAGCCUGAGGCUGCUGCAGAUCCAAUGUCGUCCUCUGAUGCACCAGAAGAUGGCCCAAAGGAAACGUCAAGUAUAUCACAGAAUAUCUCUUCUCUCUUUCCCUUACUGAACUGCGUGGACAACCUGUCCCAGUGUCCACAGGGUAGGAAACCUGGACUGAGACCCAUGCUUGGAGGCAGCCUCUCCAGUGAUGGCACUCUCAAUGAUGUAGCUUCAGAAUUGAAUCUGAUGCAGAUGCAUUCAAAAUUCUCCUGGAGAUGAAGCUGAAGAAAAGGCAGAAAAGGCCUGCUUUACCAAGCACUGUGACUGAGCUUGAUACUGAGGAUGGUUCUAAAGUGUACGUGGUUGGAACAGCCCACUUCAGUGACAGCAGCAAAAAGGAUGUAGUAAAGACAAUACAAGAAGUGCAGCCUGAUGUAGUUGUGGUGGAGCUGUGCCAGUACAGAGUUUCUAUGUUAAAGAUGGAUGAAAAGACGUUACUAAAAGAAGCCAAAGAAAUAAAUCUGGAAAAACUUCAACAAGCUAUAAAACAGAACGGAGUCAUGUCUGGAUUGAUGCAAAUGCUGCUUCUGAAGGUUUCUGCUCACAUCACAGAACAGCUGGGAAUGGCUCCAGGAGGAGAAUUCAGGGAGGCUUUCAAAGAGGCCAGUAAAGUACCUUUCUGUAAAUUCCACCUUGGUGACCGGCCCAUCCCUGUUACAUUUAAGAGAGCAAUUGCUGCACUUUCCUUCUGGCAAAAAGUCAAGCUUGCUUGGGGCCUUUGCUUCUUAUCUGACCCCAUCAGUAAAGAUGAUGUGGAGAAAUGCAAACAGAAGGAUUUACUGGAACAGAUGAUGGCAGAAAUGAUUGGAGAAUUCCCUGACCUUCAUAGAACAAUUGUCUCCGAACGAGAUAUUUACUUGACCUACAUGCUGAAGCAAGCAGCAAAGCAGAUAGAACUACCUCGAGCUUCAGAAAAUGAACCUAGAAAAUAUAUCCCAGCUGUUGUAGUUGGUGUUGUUGGCAUGGGUCAUGUACCUGGGAUUGAAAAGAACUGGAAUUCUGACUUAAAGAUCCAGGAAAUAAUGAGUGUGCCUCCUCCAUCAGCUUCAAGUAAGAUUUUCAAAUUUGUUUUAAAAGCAACAGUUUUUGGACUGCUGGGAUACAGCUGCUACCGAAUAGGUCACAGGACAGUUCAGUUUGUUCUCUCAAUGCCAGCAACACAGAGCUAUCUUCAGAGGCUGACAGAGUUGCCUCAGCAGUGACCAACAAAUAGAGGCUCUGUGUGAAGAAGGUGGCUGAGGAAAGGGUGAUGGAGGCAACGCAUGAACUGGACUGAAGGAUGAGGAUUCUAGUCCAAGCUGAUUGAUGCUGAGCAACACUCAAUCACUAUAUAGUAAAAGAUUUGAUACUGAAGUUACACCAGCUAUGAUCUAAUUAAUAGUUUUGAUUCUUGAUAGGUGUGUUGCAUGAAACCAGAUGAUUCCAGACUGAGGUAAAAGAAAUGUGUAUGCAAAUAUAUAUAUAUUAUAUAUGCAUACUAUAUACAUGUACACUAUAUAUAUGCAUUAUAUAUUAUAUAUAUAUAUAUAUAACUGAUGAUGUAGUACAGGCAGCUUAAAGGGUGUGUGUUCAUGGCUCCUUUUCCAGAGGAAAGAACAACACAAAGUAACCUAAUCAGCUGCAUCUCCUGAAGUUCAGGGACACUUGAGUGAUUCUUUGCUUUUUUUCUUAGGUAUAAUAAUACCAAGUGUUCGUUUCUGGUGCCAGACACUUUUACACGUAAUUUAAAAGGACAUCUUCUCAAUGUGUGUUUUAUACCUAAAACAUUUAGGCUUUUUUAAACUUAAGAGCUUUCCAGAAAUUUCAGAAUUGUACAGGCUGUCAUACGUACAUGGCUCAAAUUUUUUACAAGCCUUACUGAAGAACAGGAACGUUGCCUUUAGAUUGCAUCCCUUGUUACCACCACCAGUUGAAUUGUCUUUCUCCUGCAUAGAGAAGGUAUAGCCACCCCAUCAGAAUGCAAUGUGGUUUGUGUCACAUGUUUACAGGACCCUCUGUUCCUUUAGAUUAGCUUAUUUAAACUGUUAUUAUUUAGCCAAAUCCUGCUGGUUCCAGUAUUGUAAAUUUAAGAGAGUAGAACUACUGUACAAUUUACUUUUGUUUCUCACACCUUUCAUGUUUGGCAUAAAAAGCCUGGAAUUAACCUGCCCCUUGUUUUUGCUACAUGAAAAUGUUCUAUUUAUCAAUGUAAUUUCUUGGUGGAUGAAUAUUUUAAUCUAUUUAAUAGGAAAGCAGUGUUCAAUUUAGUUUUUCAACCAAAUGUAGCAUUUUAUUUGCAUUACCUGCUAUUUAUAUGCAGAAUUAUGGGUACUACAGACUGCUGUUACUUUGUUUUUUAAAUAUCUGGAACACUCAUCCAUCAUCAAUCUUUCUUUCUUUCUUUUUAUUUUUUAAUCCUAGGUUCAUAUUUCAUUGGAAUUUUUUGGUACCUUCCCUUUUUAUAGGAUUGUCAGUGAUUGUAAAAUGCCCUUGGCAAUCAGCUAGUCCUAGUUCAACAACACAGAUAACAUUGUCAUAUCAAAAUUAACCCAAUGUAUUUGAAUGGAAAAGUCCCAUUUGCUCCUCAGGCUUAUAUACAGUUGCUCAUUGCUUAAAGUGAGGUCUUUAUCUGUAUUAAUUUCUUUUGGGAAUGAAAGAUUGGAACCAGUACGUGAGGCAGGAGGAGGAAAAGGUGAUGUUGUGUUUUGUGUUUCAUUGUGGUUUUUCAGUUGGUUCAAUAAAAUCCAGAAACCACUUUUAAUAGGGUAUAUUUCCAAAGGGUUGUGUUGGAAAUAGUUCCAUACAGUCUUUUGUUUGCUAAAAGUAUGUACAUCCAUCUUCUCUACAGUGUAGUCUUUUUUGAGCUUUUAAAUUUAAGGUUCUGAUGCUCCUCUCUGUGAUGGCAUUGACUUUGCUGGGAGCUGGUCUGUCCAUGCAACCUGAUGCUUUUCUGCCUUGCUUUUUGAAAAUUGUAUGAGUUCCAGUGCAGCACAUUAUUAAACUGCAUGUUUAUCUUAAACCUUACUGCAUCUAACCCGAUUCUGCAGAGCUCUUAAGAUGAUGCUAGGUGCUCUUCUGGGUCUGGGCCUUACAGGUGUCCAGGGAAUAAACCUUAGCAAAUGAGAAUGACAGCAGUUCAUGCUUCUAGGACACGAAGUGUAAAUGAUCAUACAGAAAACAGUGGGGGCAGGUCCUUUUAUUUUCUUUUUAUUAGUGCUUAAGAAACCACCAGCCAUCUCUAGCAAGAGGAGAAGCAGCAUUUGUAAACAAUUUAUAGAAGAGUAGAGUAACUGCCUAAAUUUUGAUUCCUGUUUUUUAAAAACAUUUAAUGUAUUGUUUACAAUUAAGCAGUCCUAUUUGAAUAAUUCUAUUACAUUUUAUGUACAUUUUUAAAAGAUGAAAGCAUAAGCUUAAGCUCACUCUUCUCCUGUCUUUACUGACAUACCAAAAUGUUUUUCUGUUGGUUAUUUUCUUGAGAAUAUUUAGCUGGUAGAAUUAAAUAUAUGGAUAUUUUGCUUUAAGUUAUCUACAGAUUUCUAAGUAUCUGCAGGUAUUUUAAAAGCUCUGUAGAUCUUUGAUAUCUGUGCUCAGGUAAUUUUACACAAAGGAAAACAAAUCUGAGGUAAAUUUUAGAUAGGAGCCUUAAUCUUGGGUGGGACUAAUGCUAAAUGAUUGUCAUGGAGCAUUCUUGUAGACUUGAUGUUUUUAUGCUUUUUAGCCAAAAGUGAUUACCAUCUAAGGUGUCCAUUUGUUAUUCAGUUAUACUCUCCAGUCAGUACUUUAAGUCUACUGUUUCAAUAUGUUUCAAUCUUCAAUCUUUCUCUUUUUUUCUUUCUUUUUUUUUUCUUUUUUUUUUUUUUUUUUUACAAAGCAUAUCAGCAGAUUCUUCAGAGAACCUCUUGGAGAAUUUGCAAUUUGUCUUCCCACUGUUGCAAAUUGGCAGAUCAUAUGCAUGCACUGUUUAUUCAGUGGCACUGGAAAGUGAUGAAUUUGCAGAACUAACAAUUCUAU
Molecule: messenger RNA, 4081 nt
Organism: Onychostruthus taczanowskii (white-rumped snowfinch)
Lineage: Eukaryota; Metazoa; Chordata; Aves; Passeriformes; Passeridae
Gene: TRABD
Product: TraB domain containing
Exons: 10
Coding region: 307-1293 (328 amino acids)
Source: RefSeq, a predicted model, not a curated record